AUGUCGUCUAGUAUCUCGGCGACGCCAACUCUGCAGCCUUCUCCCACGGCGACGCCAAUUCCCGAGGAGGAGGAGUAUUACUCGUCAUGGUCGCUUUUCCUCGUCUGCGGCCUCCUCGUCCUCUCGCUGUGGACGUCAUAUUAUCUGCAAAUAAAACGAAUACGCGCCAUCCAUGAAACGUUCGUUGCCAUUAUUGGGGGAAUGUUUGUUGGCCUGGUAGUGCGGCUCGCGCCGGGGACUAUGAUACGAGAGAUGUUGACAUUCAAACAUACGUUAUUCUUCAACCUCCUGCUGCCGCCCAUCAUCCUGAACUCAGGAUACGAGCUCAAACAAGAGAACUUCUUCCGUAAUUUCGGCUCUAUACUAACAUUCGCCUUCCUGGGCACAUUCAUCUCGGCCGUCGGCGUGGGGGUACUCGUGUACAUCUACUCAUUCCUCGGACUGGAAUCUCUAGAGGUGACCCUCAUUGAAUGUCUCAUCUUCGGAUCCACGCUGUCCGCGACGGACCCAGUCACCAUCCUCGCUAUCUUCAACCAAUACAAGGUCGACCCAAAGCUCUACACUGUUAUCUUUGGAGAGAGCUUGCUGAACGAUGCUGUUAGUAUCGUCAUGUACGAGACGCUGACGCAGUUCCACGGAACUGAGAUCUACGUGUCAUCUCUCUUCCACGGAAUCGGGAUAUUCUUGCUCUCAUUCAGCGUGUCAAUGGCCCUCGGCGUCUUCUUUGGGCUUGGGAUGUCGCUGCUCCUCAAGCACUCGUCCUUGGCGCUGUACCCCUCCAUCGAGACGUGUCUGGUAGCGCUAUCGGCGUACACCUGCUACUUCUUCUCCAACGGUCUGUCGAUGUCCGGCAUCGUGUCCCUGCUCUUCUGUGGCAUCACUUUGAAGCACUACGCAUACCACACCAUGUCGCGCCGGACACAACGUGCUACCAAGUACAUCUUCUCCACCCUCGCGCAGCUGUCCGAGAACUUCAUCUUCAUCUAUCUUGGCUUGUCUCUCUUUACGAGCGCACCGUCGUCGGCAAAUGUGACCAGCUACUUCAAGCCGCUGUUCGUGACGAUCACCACGGUGGCCGUGGUUUUCACCCGCUACGCCGCCGUGUUCCCGCUCUCGGAGGCGAUCAACCUGUUCCACAAGCAUGCGCGAGGUCAGCGCCAGGAAGAGCUCCCGCAUUCGUACCAAAUGAUGCUUUUCUGGGCCGGCCUACGCGGCGCCGUCGGAGUCGCGCUCGCGGCAGGCUUUAAGGGCGAGAACGCACAGACGCUGCGCACGACCGUUCUCAUCGUGGUGGUACUCACGGUCGUGGUAUUCGGCGGAACUACGGCGCGCAUGCUGGAGGUGCUGGGCAUCCGGACGGGCGUCGAGGACGACGGGGCGAGCAGCAGCGACGACGAGGAGCUGCCGCUGCGCUCGGGCUGGUACAACCGGCGCGGCGGGCGGUGGAACUUUGCGGAGGACGAGCCGAGCGUUGCCGUCGGCCACGGGUACGCGGGCAGCCCGCGGCCGUACAACCACCAGGUGCAGACCAACGCGAUGCACGCGAUCUUCUCCGCGGCGUCGUCGGACUCGUUCGACUCGGACGGGGAGGUGCUCCCGCUCGCGACGGCGUCGCUCGGGGAGCUGCCGUCCCCGGGCGGGCGGCGCAAGUCGCGCGACGGGGGCGCAGCGGCGGUGGCGGGGCCGUCGUCGACCGGCGCGGGGUCAGAAGAGGGCAAGUGGUUCCAGCAGCUGGACGAGCGGUACCUGCUGCCGCUGUUCUCGAACGCGACGGCGAGCCGGACGUUCCACGCGCGCAAGGCGCGGCGGGCGUCGGGGCUGAGCACUGGGAACGCGAGCCAGCUAGGCACGCCGGCGGACUCCGACGAGGAGGGCGACGAGGGCACGGAGGUGGACCUGACGGCGGCGGCGACGCGGGCCGCGGGUGAGCGCGAGCGGGAUCGAGUCCGGGACGACGCGGUGGCGCUGACGCCGGGGCUGAUGGACCAGAGCCGGACGGAGCGCGGGCUGGCGAGCCCGAUGCUGCGGCGGGAUAGCGAGGGCCAGGCCCGAGAGCGGGCGGGGUCGACAUCGUAG
This is a messenger RNA of Postia placenta MAD-698-R-SB12, 2076 nucleotides long. RefSeq lists its product as hypothetical. The record is from RefSeq and is a predicted model, not a curated record. Gene Ontology annotation, cellular component: early endosome; late endosome; fungal-type vacuole membrane. The transcript has 6 exons. Lineage: Eukaryota; Fungi; Basidiomycota; Agaricomycetes; Polyporales; Adustoporiaceae. The coding region runs from base 1 to 2076 and encodes 691 amino acids. Gene Ontology annotation, biological process: vacuolar acidification; sodium ion transport; proton transmembrane transport. Gene Ontology annotation, molecular function: sodium:proton antiporter activity.